This is a messenger RNA of Dunckerocampus dactyliophorus (ringed pipefish), 2864 nucleotides long. It is a transcript of the gene ptdss2, whose product is annotated as phosphatidylserine synthase 2. NCBI's taxonomy places the organism in Eukaryota, Metazoa, Chordata, Actinopteri, Syngnathiformes, Syngnathidae. Bases 260 to 1747 code for a protein of 495 amino acids. Gene Ontology annotation, biological process: phosphatidylserine biosynthetic process. The transcript is spliced from 13 exons. Gene Ontology annotation, molecular function: L-serine-phosphatidylethanolamine phosphatidyltransferase activity. The record is from RefSeq and is a predicted model, not a curated record.
ACAGCAAAUAUGAGCCGCCAUGGCCACGUGACGUCGUGUGGAGCCUUUAGUGGAAUCUAAGUGGAUUUGUUAAUUAACUUUAUUGUGUUUGCUCAAAAUUUCAUGGCGUUUCGUCUGAAAACCCUCUUAUCAAGGAGUCUAACCGGUGCGCACGCCCCCUGGAGUCGCUCACCCUGCACAUUUCGUCGGAUGCUGGCAGUCGCUUGGGUGCGGCUGACAGAAGCAUAAAAAAACAAGCUCGGGUGGAUCCUUUCAAACCAUGAAGCUGGAGGUGAGGAGAAGCGGUGUUGUCGCCGUCGCCACAGCUGGCAGGUGCGCUUCGGAGACGGUCAACAAUGGCGCGGCAGAGCAUGGCUCCCUAGAUCCCAACACGCCGGUGAAAGCCAAAGUCGCUAAGCAGACCUCCAGGGAGAGCUUGCAGCGGAAAAACACAGAGUGUGAGGUGUACGACGACGGGACCAACACGUUUUUCUGGCGGGCACACACUGUUACUGUUCUCUUCAUCCUGACCUGCGCCCUUGUCUACGUCACACUUUUGGAGGAGACUCCGCAGGACACUGCCUACAACGCCAAGAGGGGGAUUGUGGCCAGCAUAUUGGUGUUCCUCUGUUUUGGCGUCACACAAGCAAAAGAUGGACCCUUCACUCGACCACAUCCAGCUUAUUGGCGGUUCUGGCUUUGCGUGACUGUGGUCUAUGAGCUCUUCCUCAUCUUCAUCCUCUUUCAGACGGUGCAUGAUGGGCGCCAGUUCAUGAAAUACAUUGAUCCCAAACUGGGCGUGCCCCUCCCUGAGCGUGACUAUGGGGGUAACUGCCUCAUCUACGAUCCAGACAAUGCUACUGAUCCCUUUCACAAUCUCUGGGACAAGAUGGAUGGCUUUGUUCCGGCUCACUUCCUGGGGUGGUAUAUAAAGACGCUGAUGAUUCGGGACUGGUGGAUGUGUAUGAUCAUCAGUGUCAUGUUUGAGUUUCUGGAGUACAGCCUGGAGCACCAGCUGCCCAACUUCUCAGAGUGCUGGUGGGACCACUGGAUAAUGGAUGUGCUGGUGUGUAACAGUCUGGGCAUCUACUGCGGCAUGAAGACGCUGGCGUGGUUGUCCAUGAAGCCGUAUCAAUGGCAGGGCCUGUGGAACAUCCCUACUUACAAAGGAAAGAUAAAGCGAAUCGCCUUCCAGUUCACGCCGUACAGCUGGGUGAAGUUUGAGUGGAAGCCCGCGUCCAACCUUCGGCGCUGGCUCGCCGUGUUGGGCAUCAUAUUCAUGUUCCUGCUGGCAGAGUUGAACACGUUCUACCUGAAGUUUGUGCUGUGGAUGCCUCCAGAGCAUUACCUGGUGCUGCUGCGAUUGGUCUUCUUUGUCAACGUGGGGGGCGUGGCCAUGAGGGAGAUCUACGACUUCAUGGACGACCCGAAGUUCCACAAGAAGCUGGGCCAGCAGGCAUGGCUGGUGGCGGCCAUCACCGUGACAGAGUUCCUCAUUGUUGUCAAGUACGACCCCAACACCAUCAUGCUGCCCAUUCCCUUCGUCAUCACGCAGUGCUGGCUGCUGGGCCUCCUCAUCAUCCUCGUAUGGACCCUCUGGCGCUUUUUCAUCCGUGACAUCACACUCCGCUACAAAGAGACACGACGCCGCAAACAGGAAGACCCUAUGGAGCGAGAGCGAACUGUGGGGAACGGCAGCGCCGGUGCCCCAUCAGGACGGAGCAAACUGAACGGCGCCUCAGAUAUUCUGCGACAGAGGAAGUCCUGAGUGAUAGACAGCAGUGAAAGAGGAUGUACCACAAGGACAGAUGAACACGGCCACUGUGUGCCACUGCUUCCUGGAAGAGACGCUGGCUGGGCGAGGCCAGUUGGACCAACUGGAGUCAGUAUUUAGUGGGCUUUGCUUGGUUUUGUUUUUUUUUUACAAGGGAACUUUUGUUAUUUAAAUGUGAGCUGUUGUUGGCGUAGGUCCCAUAGUGCAUCACCGAUACCACAGUGCUACAAACAUAAUGACACCGAUACCAGAGUGAAACAUGUUUGUACGUAUGACUGGAAACAUGCUUUUAUUUUGUGGGGCUCCUUUCUGAGUUCAUAUCAGGUUGAUGUUGAUGAUUUACUUCAAACAGCUUUUUCAUCCUCCUGCCAAAGCCGUCAUCACUCCCCUCAGGAUGAAUGUUUGUAAGAAAAAUAGUGGAGUAACAAUGUUUCAAAGUGUAGUAACUGCUGCUGUUGUACAAUGCAUAAGGAGGACUGUUUGUUGUAGUCGUCGUAUCUUAAAGAACAGCAACACCAGAUUGUGAAGCAGCACAACAGCAACAAUCACACCGGGCUCACAAGUCACAGUGGGAACUUCAUUGAAGACCAAACUUUUUUGUGUGUGUCAGUAUCUAUAUAUUUUUUUCUUUUUUACGUUUUAUAUAAGUUGUCAACCUCCAUCUUGUUAGGUGAAUGAAAUCAUGUCUCACUCAGCCAAAGCAAGGACAGCUUUAACACUGAAGUCAUAAAUCAGAACAGCACCAAAAAUUUAGAUGACCUAAUCUCAUUGCACCUGAUUUUCCUCCCAUUGCCUCCCAUUUUUAAAAAUAAAAGGUAUGUCUUGUUUUUACAUUAAGCAUCCCUAUUUUUUAAUCAUAAACUUAAAACAGCAAAGUGUAUUAUCUGCUGCAACUUGCAAUACCUUUGACAUCAUUUUCAAAAUGUCUUAAAAUGUCCUUACUUCCAAUUCAAGCCAUAAUACAGUAGAAGGCUGCUUUUUUUUUUUUUUUAGAUGUUGUAGUUGCUGUGUAGCCGGCCAGCGGAGAUACCUGACUUGUCUUCGAUUAGAAGACCAAGUGAUGCUCCUGUACAACCAAAUAUGUUUUGCAUUAAAAAGAUAUGAAACCGUC